AUCAAAUUGGUCGUUAGGGUUUUAGCUCUCAAAGUUAAAACCUUUUGAUUCUCUUAAACCGGAGAAGAGAUCAGUACGCCGAUCGGUCAAUUUUGAAUAUAUGGCAAUGGCUAUGAGACUCCGGAGAGCGGCGACGGAAGCUCCUUCGGUUGGAUUGAGGCGUCUGUUCUGUUCGAAUGCCUCAAAGUUUUCAUUCCUUUCUCCACAGGCUGCUAAUUCCGAAACUCCGGCUCGUCCCCAGGCCGAACCCAGCACCAAUCUCUUCGUCUCCGGGCUGAGUAAGCGCACCACUUCUGAAGGGCUUAGGACAGCUUUCGCUCAGUUUGGAGAAAUUGCUGAUGCCAAGGUUGUCACAGACAGAGUCUCGGGAUAUUCAAAAGGAUUUGGAUUUGUUCGUUAUACCACCUUAGAAGAUUCUGCCAAAGGCAUUGCUGGAAUGGAUGGCAAGUUUCUUGACGGUUGGGUCAUCUUCGCAGAGUAUGCAAGACCAAGAGAGCAACCGCGUCCGUAUCAACCUCAGAACAACAUGAAUACUCCUCCUUAUGGUAACCGCUAUUGAAACAAGCCUCUUCAUGGAACCCUUUGGGCAUUUGUUCUUGACGAAUCAUUAUAUUUGUGUUAUGCUUCACUAUGUGUUAUCUACCGUGAUUGAACUGUCUCUUCUCCCUCCGUAGUGUGGAGUUCUGAAAACUUCAAUUUAUAUACUUCGAGUAAUAACCGAAAACUGCCAUUUAUAAGACAA
Raphanus sativus (radish) is the source of this 742-nucleotide messenger RNA. Its product is annotated as organelle RRM domain-containing protein 2, mitochondrial. The transcript has 4 exons. NCBI's taxonomy places the organism in Eukaryota, Viridiplantae, Streptophyta, Magnoliopsida, Brassicales, Brassicaceae. Gene Ontology annotation, molecular function: RNA binding. Gene Ontology annotation, cellular component: mitochondrion. Bases 101 to 559 code for a protein of 152 amino acids. The record is from RefSeq and is a predicted model, not a curated record. Gene Ontology annotation, biological process: mitochondrial mRNA modification.